Molecule: messenger RNA, 1128 nt
Organism: Saccostrea cuccullata (small rock oyster)
Lineage: Eukaryota; Metazoa; Mollusca; Bivalvia; Ostreida; Ostreidae
Exons: 2
Coding region: 1-1059 (352 amino acids)
Biological process (GO): GCN2-mediated signaling; regulation of translational initiation
Cellular component (GO): cytoplasm
Source: RefSeq, a predicted model, not a curated record
AUGCAGGGCAUUUCCAGCAUACAGACAACGCUAGCUAAUUUUAUGUUACGACUCGAUGGUCAGGGCAAGCAUCUAGAUGACAUUACUAAAGAAAUUAGAGCAAAGAACGGUAUUCAGGAGAGGCUAGAGAAUGUUCAGGAGCAGGCCAAUAAUACUAUCUACCUCGUAACAGAGUUGCAGGACAAUCAGAAGAAAAUGGAGAGAGAAUUAAAUAGACUGAAAGAUUACGUAGUUAAGCUUGAAUAUCGUGUGAACACGCAAAAUAGUCAAAUUAUCCACCUCAAAUCAAGAUCAAUGGAGAACAAUAUUAUUAUCAGUGGGUUGGAGGAAAAAGGUCCAGAGAGAAAGUCCCCGGAAAAUCUUGCUAAUAUUCUUAGAAAUGUUUUCAUAUCUGAAAUGGAGAUGGAAGAGGCCACAGUUAACGAACUCCGAAUAAACAAACUUUUCCGCAUGGGGGAGUAUGAUGUACAAAGAAAAUUCCCGAGACCCAUCUGUGUACAAUUCAGUGAUAAGACUCAAAAAGACCUUCAACUCUACGAAGUUCAAAAGAAGUAUGCGGAACGCAGUAUCGAGUCAAAAAUCAAGGGUGAUAAACUUGUAUUUACGCAAAGCAACUCCGUUUACCGGGAGAAAGUCGGACCUUUGCCUACCGCAGACGAAGUGAUCACAGAUGACGUGGUAAAUACUGCCGUUAGUACAGGGAAGUCCAUAGAAGAUAACGGAAACCGGUUCAUAGCACACGCUACACAGGUCGACUCCUACAAACAGAUCAAGAAAUCGCUGGUGGAUAUCAUGCGUGUCGAGACUGUGCCAAGCGCAAGUCACAAUAUUUACGCCUACCGUUUCUCAAGUAGUGAUGGAGUGGUGCACGAAGGCUCAAAUGACGAUGGAGAGCAUGGAGCCGGUAGGUUGCUAUUAAAAACGCUGGCCGAUAACGAAAUUAACAAUGCACUUGUAGUUGUGUCAAGAUGGCACGGAAAUAACAUCGGACCCCGUCGCUUCUCGCACAUUAAGGAAGCAGGUCUCGGUGCGGCAAAGAAGUUACCAGUCUCAGUUUGAUAUAUAUGUUUCAAUCUCGCAUAUCAGGUGAAUUCCGACAGUUAUUUGAGUGGAACACUAUCUUGAACC